CUUUGGUCCCUCACAUCGACCUUCGCGCUGUCCUCCACUCCACCAGCAAUUGAGCGUCAUCGCUGCUUUGUAAUUUCGGACAUCUCUUACCUACACGUGAUCAAUAGUCUGCCCAGACAUUUUGCUAGUCAAGUGUAUGCGCGGACUAUUCGCACCACUCGGACGCUUUCGGUGCAUAACUGCCGCUUCUUCUUGUCUUCCUGCCUCCAGACUCAGUGUCCUAGCGCCUAGAAGGCGACCGCGUCCUUCGCUGACGAUCUCUCAUCGACUAGCUCGCACCAUGUCGGACAAAGUUCAGCCUCCUGCCGGCGAGCAUGCUGCCGCUGCUCCUCCUGCGGCAGCAGGCGCCCCUCCCGUCGAUCCCCAAGACGGAGACAAACCAAUGACCAAGUCUGCCAUGAAAAAAGCAGCCAAGGAAGCCGAGAGACUGGCAAAGUCUGCUGCCAAGCAAGCUGUUCGAGCUGCCAACAACCCUGCCGCAGCCGCAGGUGCAGCCGCUGGAGAGGGCAAGAAAGCAAAGGCAAAGAAGGAGAAGGCGGUUGAGGAGGAGUGGGUCAACAAUACCAAAUCGGGAGAAAAGAAAGAUCUCUCUGGGCCCAUGGAGUCUGGCUACAACCCUUCGCAUGUAGAGGAGUCGUGGUACGAGUGGUGGGAAAACUCGGGCUUCUUUAAGCCUGCUGAACCCAGCGAGUCCGAUCCUCACGACCCCAAUAAGACCUUCGUGAUCCCAGCGCCACCUCCCAACGUCACUGGAGCGCUCCACAUCGGUCACGCAUUGACCAUCUCCAUUCAAGACACGCUCAUCAGAUGGUACCGCAUGCGAGGCUGGCGCGUACUUUUCAAUCCCGGCUACGAUCACGCUUCUAUCAGCACUCAAGCCGUGGUGGAGAAGCGACUGCUCAAGCUGGAAGGGAAGACCCGUCAUCAAUAUGGUCGCGAGGAAUUCUUGCGUCGCGUGUACGACUGGUCCCAAGAUUACAAAGGCCGCAUCGGCGGUCAGACACGUCGUCUGGGCGCAUCUUAUGACUACAGCAGAGAAGCAUUCACGAUGGACGAAACUCGAUCGAAAGCUGUCGUCGAAGCAUUCUGCAAAUUGCACGAGGAGGGCAUCAUUUACAGAGCCAGCAGACUGGUGAAUUGGUGCUGCAAGCUCAACACUACCCUAUCAACGCUCGAGGUCGACCAGAAGCAGUUGAGCGGGCGGACGUUACUCAACAUUCCUGGCUACGACGAGAAGGAGAGGAUCGAGUUUGGAGUGAUUGUAAGCUUUGCCUAUGAGGUAGCAGACUCUCCGACGGGCGAGCGUCUCGUGGUAGCGACGACUCGUCCCGAGACCAUGCUCGGUGAUAGCGCUGUGGCAGUCCACCCCAAGGAUGCGCGAUACACUCACUUGCACGGCAAACACCUCCUCCAUCCGUUCCUUCCAGAUCGCCGCAUUCCUAUUGUCACUGACGAGAUCGCUGUCGACAUGGAAUUUGGAACUGGUGCCGUCAAGAUCACCCCCGCGCACGAUCCCAAUGAUUACGAAGUUGGCAAAAGGCACAAUCUGGAAUUCAUCAACAUUCUCAACGAUGACGGCACGCUUAACCAUAAUGCGGGAGAAUUUGCGGGCGUCAAGCGCUUCACUGCUAGGCGGACCGUCGUCGAAGCCUUGAAAGCCAAGGGGCUGUAUGUCGAGACCAAGGACAACCCGAUGUCGGUCCCAGUGUGCAGCCGUUCGGGCGAUAUCGUGGAGCCACUCAUCAAGCCGCAGUGGUGGGUCAGCUGCAAACCCCUUGCUGAUGAAGCUGUGAAGGCCGUGGAAGAGCAAAAGAUGACCAUUGUGCCGGACACGAGCAAAAGAGAGUUCUUCAGGUGGAUGGACAUCAUUCAGGAUUGGUGCAUCUCUCGACAACUGUGGUGGGGACACCGCUGCCCAGCAUACUUUGUAGAUAUAGAGGGCAAGGAUCAGAAUCAAGACGAUUCCAGCCAGUGGGUAGUGGGUCGCAAUCUUGCCGAGGCAGAAGAGCGCGCCCGAAAAUUGGCAGGUCCCAAUGCCAGGUUCACUCUUAAGCAAGAUGAAGAUGUGCUCGACACCUGGUUCUCUUCUGGCUUGUGGCCUUUCAGUAUCAUGGGCUGGCCAGAGCAGACGCCGGACCUCCGACACUUCUACCCAAAUUCUAUGCUCGAGACAGGAUGGGACAUCCUCUUCUUCUGGGUUGCUCGCAUGGUCAUGCUGGGUGUGCACUUUACUGGCAAAAUUCCUUUCCAGGAGGUUUUCUGUCAUGCUAUGGUCCGAGAUGCGCAUGGACGCAAGAUGAGCAAGAGCUUGGGGAACGUUAUCGAUCCCAUCGACGUCAUCCAAGGCGCGCCCCUUCAGGCCCUUCAUGAUCAGCUCCGACAGGGCAACUUGGAUGAGAAGGAGAUUCUCAAAGCUCAAGCUGGACAGAAGAAGGACUUUCCCAAGGGUAUCCCGCAGUGCGGAACAGAUGCGUUGCGCUUUGCACUCUGCGCUUACACUGCCGCAGGAAGAGACAUCAACUUGGAGAUUGCCCGUGUUGAAGGAUACAGGAAGUUCUGCAACAAGCUGUGGAACGCGACACGAUUUGCUUUGCUCAAGCUCGAAGGCGGCUUUCAGCCAGCGGAUGAUGAGCACGUAUCGGGCAAAGAGUCGUUGGCAGAAAAGUGGAUCUUGCACAAGCUGGAUGAGGCAGCCAAAGAAGUCAACAGCGCGCUGGGGCAGAGAAACUUUAUGAGCGCCACUUCUGCCGUCUACAACUUUUGGCUUUACGAGCUUUGUGAUGUGUACAUUGAGGCCAUCAAACCUAUCACGGACCCCUCAGCGGAAGACGCAUCGGCCCGAGCAUCAGCGCAGGAGACGCUGUACACAGCGCUCGAGUCUGGUCUCAGGCUGCUUCACCCCUUCAUGCCUUUCGUUACCGAAGAACUUUGGCAGAGGUUGCCUAGGCGCAAGAGCCACGUCGUCCCCAGCAUCUCGCUGGCUGCGUUUCCUGAAGCUCAAAAGGUUAGGUCCAACUUAGCUGACGCACAAAGCUUCGAGAGUGUCAUGGCCGCUGUACGAGGAAUCAGAGCUCUUGCUGCUGAUUACGGACUUGCGAAGGGCAUCGAGGCCUAUGUGGAAGCCACUUCGGCGCAAGCUUACGAAGUGUUCAAGUCGCAAGAGGCGAUUUUGACUACGCUGAUCAAGGGUUGCGACAGCGUCAAAGCUGCUUCGCCAUCGAACAAAGCCGAGACGAUUCCCGAAGGCUGUGCUGUGCAAUCUUUGCCCUCUGCAUCAUGCAACGUUCAUGUGCUCAUCAAGGGCAAAGUGGAUAUUGAGGCGGAGCUAAGCAAGCUGGUGGCCAAGAUGGAACUGAAUACGAGCGGCUUGGAAAAAGUCCAAGCUCAGACGGAGAACAAGGAGGUGUGGGAAAAGACUCCUGAAGAUGUUAGAAAGGGAGCUCUGGAAAAGUUGCAACACCUCAAGAGCGAGAGAGAGACGCUCGAGGGCGCAAAAGCUACGUUCGAAAAGCUGAAGGAUUGAACAGGAUUUCUGCGCAAAAGGCCUCCUCUUUCUCUCUUGUGCUUGCCAAAAAUCCGCUUUUGCAGUCGCGAAUUAGCAAAUGGACAAAGAAAGCGGUUCGAACAAGAGUUGCAUACCCCGAAUGACUGAUGCCACGAUCGUGCUAGGAGUGCGUCACGUGGCGAUGCGUUCGGAUUGCGCGGUCUCAAGACAGAGCAGCUGUGGUCGAACUCUGUCCUCGAGAAGGAAUUCAUAUACAGCCCAGCCAAUUGUACCUCGUGCUGCGCG
Ceraceosorus guamensis is the source of this 3790-nucleotide messenger RNA. RefSeq names its product putative VAS1-valyl-tRNA synthetase. Gene Ontology annotation, cellular component: cytosol. Gene Ontology annotation, molecular function: valine-tRNA ligase activity; aminoacyl-tRNA deacylase activity; ATP binding. NCBI's taxonomy places the organism in Eukaryota, Fungi, Basidiomycota, Exobasidiomycetes, Ceraceosorales, Ceraceosoraceae. The transcript is spliced from 4 exons. The record is from RefSeq and is a predicted model, not a curated record. Bases 281 to 3523 code for a protein of 1080 amino acids. Gene Ontology annotation, biological process: valyl-tRNA aminoacylation.